AUGGAGAGAGUGCUGUCGAAACUAAAAUUGGGAAAGAGGGAAAAGAAGAAGAGCCCCGAAUCUGUGCCAUCCCAGUCCCAGCCGGUCCCCACGAUAAACUCGAGCUCGUCGACCAACAGAACUGUGCCCCCCUUCCCGGAUGGGGUCAAAGUUCUACACGACCGCCCCGAUGCCCUUGUCGACAUAUGCUUUGUCCACGGCCUGACUGGAGAUUGGGAAAGCACUUGGACCGCCGAAGGGCACGAUGAACCCUGGCCGAAAACCCUACUUCCACCGCCCCUCAAAGCUCGAAUACUCACGUACGGAUACGACGCAUACGUGAUACGGAAGUCGGUUGCAUCGUCGAACCGGCUGAUCGAUCAUGCCACCAACCUCUUGCACGACCUGGCGGGAGAAAGAGCUGGCGAUACGAAACGCCGUCCCCUCAUCUUCGUUGCCCACAGCCUGGGCGGCCUCGUCUGCAAGAGGGCCAUGCUUCGCUCGCGGAACAAUCCCGAACCCCAUCUCCGACAAAUAUUCGAGUGCACCAAAGGCAUCGUGUUCAUGGGCACUCCUCAUCGGGGGGCCUGGAUGGCUGACUGGGCCAAGAUACCUGCUUGUGCUCUUGGCGUUGUCAAAAGUGUCAGCACGGAUCUGCUGAAGCUAUUGGGGACGGACAACGAGACUCUCGAAUCUCUUCGGGCCGAUUUUGCGGGCAUGACACGAGAACAGCAACUCGGCUCUAGCACCUUCCGUGUUACAUGCUUCUUCGAGGAACUGCCGCUGCUGGGGGUAGGCAUGGUCGUUUCCAAGGACUCGGCCACCUUCGAAGGUCAUGACCCCAUCACCAUCCACGCCAACCAUCGCGAUAUGGUCAGGUUUGCCUCCGCGGAGGAGAACGGAUUUAAAAGACUACUUGGUGAAUUGAGAAGAUGGGUGGGGGAAAUUGAACGGGAGUUGGGUGCCGUGCAUGGCUGUCUUAAAUCGCUUGCCUUUCCCCAGAUGCAUGAUCGCUCCCACAACGUUGAACGUGCCGCCAAAGGGACAUGCGAGUGGCUGCUUCGGCACAAAACAUUCCAGGAAUGGACUGCUUGCCAUCGUGGCCUGCUCUGGAUUCAAGGAAAGCCGGGCUCUGGGAAAUCGACGCUUUUGAAGCACGCCUUCAACCACCGCACACGAGCUUCUGCCUCGAGAAAAGACACCGUUGUUCUCUCAUUCUUCUUCCAUGCCCGUGGCGACGAACUCCAAAAGUCUCCUCUUGGCCUGUUCCGGUCACUUCUCCACCAGGUUCUCGGGGUGGCCCCUGACGCAGUGCCAGAUCUUGUCGAGGCAUUUGACAAGAAGACUCAACGGAUGGGCGAGGCGGGGACCAAAUGGCAGUGGAACUCGAACGAGCUACACGACAUCUUCGAGGCGUCCUUGCCCAAUGUCCUCCAGACCCGCCAGGUUUGGCUGUUCGUCGAUGCGCUAGACGAGUGCGGCGAGGAAAAUGCGGUCAACCUGGUCGAAAAGUUCAAGUCGCUGCUUCAGAGCAUCUCAUCCGCAAGUCGACAGCUUCAAAUCUGCUUUACUUGCCGCCACUAUCCGAUUCUGCAUCUGGACAGAGUGCUCAGGGUAUGUCCAGAGCGCGAGAACGGCGAAGACAUCUCGACCUACGUGAAACACCAGCUCUCAGAAUUCAGCAGCCGAGCACCAUCCACGAUUCCGCAACUGAUCACAGACGGAGCACAAGGCGUGUUUAUGUGGGCGCGCCUCGUGGUGAAGCAAGUCCUAGACCUGGAGCGUGAGGGAAAAGGGUUGGGGGUGAUCGAGACGGCCAUUCGGCACACCCCUCCGGCUCUCGAUGAGCUAUACUGCAAACUUAUCGAGGGGAUGGGGCCAGAAUCCCUGAAGCUGAUCCAAUGGGUCUGUUUUUCUGCGUGGCGUUUGCGAACGGAUGAACUGCCAUGGGCCAUGAUAGUCGAUCCUGACGGCGCUUACAAGUCACUCGACGAGUGCCGCCGGUCCAAUGACUUUAUCACCGAGGACAACUUGGAACGAAGGAUCAACUCUCUGGGUCGCGGUCUCGUAGAGAUCGUACCGGCAGGUCGCAGUUGGAUUAUCCAGUUCAUCCACCAGUCUGUCAAGGAUUUCUUCCUCGACAAGGGCCUGUCAGCAUUGAGAAACAUCUCAACGCCAAUCGAUACGAUCGGAAUGGCGCACGAUCGACUAUCCAAAAUCUGCUUACGCUAUUUGGUCAUGGAAGAGAUCGUUCAGGCCGGGCCACGGGCGGUAUUUGCUGACUUCCGUUUCUGGCAAUACUCCAUCGGCUACUGGGGAGAGCACGCCAGACAAAGCAGCAGCCAAGAGGACCUUUUGGAAUUCUUUGGUUGGCCGUCGAAUGCUAUUGUGGAGCGAUUCAACGCACAGGAGAGCUAUGGAGCAGAAACCAGUCUGGUGCACAUUGCGUGCCAGGAGGGGCUACCCAGGCUAUUGAGGGCAAUCCUGCAAACAGCAAGCCAAGCCGAUGUCAACUUGAAAAAUUCCUACGGCAACACACCUCUGUCGUUGGCUGCUUCUAAUGGAUACGAAGGCAUCGUUCAACUUUUGCUUGAAAACGGAGCCAAUAUUGAUUUGGCGGACAUCGGGGGCCGGACGCCGUUAUUGGAGGCUGCUUCUGAAGAUCACGAAGGCGUCGUUCAACUUCUGCUCGAGGGAGGGGCUGACGCUAAUCUGACGGACACCGGGGGCGAGACGCCGUUAUUGAGGGCUGCUGCUGGAGGUUACGAAGGCAUUGUUCAACUUCUGCUCGAGGGAGGGGCUGACGCUAAUCUGGCAAGCACCGGAGGCAAAACACCGUUAUGGUGGGCUGCUUUAAAGGGAUACGAAGGCGUUGUUCAACUUCUGCUCGAAGGAGGGGCUAACGCUAAUCUGGCGGACACCGAAGGCAACACACCGUUACGGAUUGCCGAGGAGAAGGGGCAUCGGGGUAUUGUACCCGGCGGGAUGGACGGGUUCGACCCCCAUGGCUCGUUCGCGGAGUGGGCCGCCAGGAACACGGGCCCGGCGCCUGUAGCGGAUGCCAGCCACGGGGAGGGAGAUGUGAAAAAAGAGAGGUUAAAUCUAGUAGUUGGAAUUCCGCAGUGCUGGGGCCACCGUCUUCCAGCGACAAGACUGGCCGCUGGCAUGCUCACCCUUCAUUUCCCCUCUGCAAUCCCGCUUCCCAGCAACAAUAAUUUCGGGUAUCGCGCCUCGCCGACCUCGCACACGGCGCGCAGGAAGCCCGCCUCCUCGACCCGCGCUGUCCACUCCAUCAUCUGCAGCCACCGCAGCGGCCUGUCUAGCCUCUCAUCCAUGAAGGGCUGGAACUGCCGCACGGGGACCACGCUGCUCGUCGUGUGGUGCAUGUACUGA
Messenger RNA from Gaeumannomyces tritici R3-111a-1, 3372 nucleotides. RefSeq lists its product as hypothetical. The record is from RefSeq and is a predicted model, not a curated record. NCBI's taxonomy places the organism in Eukaryota, Fungi, Ascomycota, Sordariomycetes, Magnaporthales, Magnaporthaceae. Gene Ontology annotation, molecular function: protein binding. The transcript is spliced from 3 exons. Bases 1 to 3372 code for a protein of 1123 amino acids.